GCCGCAGCCGCAGCAGCAUACGGCAAGCUCAGCAAGGACGACCCGCUCAAGCAGCACUACGAGGCCCUCUGGCCAGAGCUCGCCGCAGCCAAGCCACCAGCAGAUCAACCAGUCGUUGGAUUCAAGGCAGUGGAGGCAGCAGCUCGACGCUUGGACAAACUCCAGAAGAAGGUACGAUCGGCAGGGGAGCAAGUGGAGAGUGCCCAGCAGUACUUGGCUGAGAGUGAACGCAAGCUUCGUGAAGCUAUGGAAGCAUCCAUUGCAGCAGAAGGUGAGUUCGACAAGCUCAAGGCCACAGUCGGCAAGCAAGAGGUACCAGCCGAACCCGCAGCCGAGAAGCCAACGCUGGCAGCCCUCCUGGAGCAGUUCGAGCACGAGCCUGACGACUUCCACAAGUGGUCCGAGCCAGACAAGGAGGUCUGGCGAGCUGCAAAGGCCAAGGGCGAGCGCAUGGCCCAGACGGUCAAGGAGCACGAGGAGGAGACGGCGAAGCACCUGCGACUUCUGGAGGAAGAGACGGCCAGGCACCAGGAGCAGCUGCGCCAGCUCGAGCAGGCAAGCGUGUCUGCGCUGCCAGCCCAGCCCCUCAGCGAGGAGCCACCACAGGCGCUGAGGCAGCAGGGUCAGCUGCUGCGGCUGCGCCUAACGGCGCCGCGGCAGCUGCCCAACCAGAAGCAGGUGCAGCAGAACAUGACAAAGCAGAGGAACGCCGAGCCAGAGUGGAUGCCCACAUCCAGGAGGCGCGAGAGAAGGUCUCGCAGGCCAGGCGCGCCGAGACAGUCGUCGACGCAGAAGGGCAAGGUGACCACUCAGCAGGGUAGCCGCCCCAAGGCGAGCGCGAAGAAGGCUCGCCGCCCUUGCCACAUCGACUUCUUCAAUGUCACGACCUGGGGCCCCCGGGCACAGGGCUACCUCAUGGAGAUCAACGACGCCAAGGACAGGGGCAUCAUCGGCAUCGCGGAGCACCACCUCCGCCAGCCUGCGCAGAUAGGCAAGGCAAGAGCGGCGCUCAGGAGGAAUGGCAUGCACAGCUACUGGACCAAGGCACGGCCAGGAGAAGGAGAAGGCACUCGUGGAGGAACGUGUGCCAUUACGCGAGGAUCCUUGGACGUCCAGGACAGGAUCGCGGGCUUCGACGAGCACUACCUGCACGAGGACGGCAGCGACGCCACGGUGGUGAUCUCCAACCUGCACAAGGUCCGCUUCGCAGUGGCCUUCGUCUUCCUCGAGUGUGGGACGGGCUUCGGAGAGAGGAACGUCAGCAUCCUCUGCGACCUGCGGGAAAAGAUGGCCGUCUGGGGAGGGCCAUGGGCAGCGCUUGGGGAUUUCAACAUGACGCCGUCGGAGUUCAACAACAGCAUCUGGCCCAGGGAGGCGAAGCCAGGUGCAUCGAUUUCGCUGAUCUCGCAGGGCCUGGCGCCGUAUUUUGACCAGCUAGAGCUGCUCAGGACCGUGCCGUGGAAGCCGCACAUUGGCAUCCGCUUGAAGCUGAGAUGCGACCAGGAAGGAAACGUCAUGGAGCCAGUGCCGCAGCUGCACUACGACAAGGAGGUCCAGCACGUCAUCCCUGACGAGCUGUGGCAGGCCACCUCCGAGAGGGUCAGCUUGCGUGUCUACGACGAGUUGCCCCAGCACUUGCAGCACACUGUCGUCGGCAAGAUGAUGGAGCAGGACAUGCUGGAUCUGGGGCAACAGUACGACCACUUCGCUAGCACACUCGAGCUCAGCCUGUGCGAGAGCAUCGGCAUCCCAGAGGAAGAUCGAGGACGUCAUCUCGGGCACAGCAGGCCCCCGAGCUACAAGAGCGUGAGCAUCAAGGACACCGUCACCUCUACGCCAUGGGCAGGGGUUGAAAGGAAGAUCCAUGCGUGGUGGGCGGAGAUCUCCUCAUUGGUGCGGCAGCUCUCGCACCACGACGCCCGAGCGCAGGAGGCAGCGGCAAGGCGCAACACCAUGGACAUCCAAGAUCACGACCCCUUCGAGGAUGAGGAGGAGUACUUGGAGUACCGCCAGGAGAUCGCAGACCAGGAAAACAGCGAUGGGUACCACCAAUACAUCGAGGGGCAGCAGGCCAGCCUCGAGUCCAGCCAGACCGCUCGCCGUCGAGCAGCUGGACCUGAUUCUCACCCACCAGCAGGACGCAGCACCAUGGACGUCCAAGACCACGACCCCUUCGAGGAAGAGGAGGACCGCUUCCAGAACCGCCAGGAGACCGCAGACCAGGAGGACUGCGAUGGGUACCACCAGCGUAUCGAGGGGCAGCUGGAUGGCAACGGCUACGGCCAGAGUCAGAACCAAGCGCCGCCAAGCCCAGAGGCAGAUGAGCAACGAGAUAUGGGCCUGCCCCCUACAGACCCCUGGAAUGACGACCAACACCAGCGGGAGCGGGAAGACUACGUGGCCAUGAGAGACGACCUGGAGUACUGGGCGGCCAUCUGGAUGGAUAACUUGGUGCAGCUCCCCACGGACAACAGCAACUGGAUGCAGAUCUGCGUGCCGUUCCUGGAGACCAUCCUGGGAGGCGGAGGCAACAAUGACAUGGUGAGACUGCCCAGACGUUGGUACCAGCAGGCCGGCCUCAGCCACAUCAUCAGGGUCCGCACCCACAGUGGCCGCCAGACGCAGCAGCAGAUCAACACAAGACAGCAGCUUGCGCAGCAGCUCAACCAGCCUGACCCAGGCAGGCUGAACGAUGAAGGUGCAGCCAAGGACCAGCAGCAGGCCCUCCUCGCAGACCUGCACGCCGUAGCAGAGGGCGCCCUCGUGGACCCAGGGACGAUCAGCAGGGUAGCAGAGGAGGCAAAGAGCAUGGCCAAGCUACUCACAAAGGCGGUGAAGAAGGCGUACAUCCACUGGGUGCACGACGCCACGGCUGGCAGUGCGAAGAUGGCCCACGCCUACACCAAAGCAGCGGAGCGCAGCCAUCUGGAGGACAUCCUAGAGCACGAGGGCCAGGUCAUCAACCACCCGCAGCAGCUGGUGGACUUGCGCAAAGAAGCAUGGCAACGCAGGUGGACACGAGAUGCGCAGAAGGCCGAGAGGAUCCAAGAGGCGCUGGCCAAGCUGAGGCAGGCUGCCCUGGCCCAAGAGAAUGCCCUCGAGCCCAUCAGCAAGGACAUCAUAGGCUCCAUCAUCCAGCACCUGAAGAGCAAUGCAGGCCAAGGAGCGGACUGGUGGAGGGCUCCAGAGCUCAAGGCCAUGGGAGCCCAGGGGCUGGAAGAUUUCGUGCAGUGCCUGACCAGCUGUGAGCAACGGGCAGCCUGGCCGUGGCAAUUCUACCUGGUGCUGGAGCUGCUGCUGGGUAAGAAGCCAGGAAUCGGGGGAGAGCGCCCCAUCGGCCUCAUGCCCAUGCCGUACCGCAUCUGGAGCGCAGCCAGGAGGCCCAUAGUAGCCACCUGGAGCAAGGCAGCGGCGGGCUUCUGGGAUACGGCAGUAGCUGGCUCCUCAGCGCUACGAGUGGCAAUGCACAGACUUAUGAGGGCAGAAGCCGCCACGGAGAUGGGCUUUCAUGCAGCAGGAGUGUUCUACGACGCGGCAAACUUCUACGACAACAUAGGCCUCGACCAGCUGAUCGAGAAGGCCAGUGCCCUCCAGUACCCGUUGCUGCCGCUGGCAAUGGCCGUGCAGAUGUACCUUGCGCCCAGGGCCAUCAUGGCCCACAGCCUCUUCUCGGACAUCUUUGAGCCUGCCAACAGCAUGGUAGCAGGCUGUGGCCAAGCGGUAGACCUCACCAGACCGCUCUUGUAUGGAAUCCUGGAUGCAGCGCACAGGCACCAUAUCUUCGUCGUCAUGCAGCAGUACCUGGACGACUUGGCCCUGCAGGUAGAGGGCGCGCGGCGGCAGGUCAUUGACCAGAUCAAGCACGUGGCGGCGCUGGUGCACGAUGGUUUCAAGCAGCUCGCGAUUCCCAUCUCAGUCAAGGCGGCAGUGGUGGCCUCGGACAAGGACCUCCAGGCAGAAGUCGCCAGCAUCCUGGACAGCCUGGGCACCCCCAACAAGCAGCCAGGGGUAGUGCGCGACCUCGGCGUGGACACCAGCCUUGGGAAGCAGCUGCGGCGACCCACCCAUGCCGCGCGCCAGGCCAAGGCCAAGCAGAGGGUGGCCAAGCUCAGGGACCUGGCGAAGACGGACGCCAGAGGCGCGGCAAAGGUCUAUGCAGCAGGUGCCUACUGCCAGCAGGCUUGGGACUUACCAGCGCACGGCAUCACGCCCACGGAGGCGAAGUUGGUCAGGGCAACGGAGGCAGCGCUCCUCACAGGCGGACACAAGGCUGGACGCUGCACGUCCACCAUCCUCCUGAUCCAGAGGGGUAUGCAAGAGGCAGUAACCCGAGCCAUCGGCGACCAGAUCAAGCAGUUCUGGCUCACCGUAGUCGACCACCCGACGGAGCUCAAGAGGUACCAGAGGGGCUGGCUCCUGCUCUACGCCAAGCUGGGCGCCCUGGAGCCCAACCGCAGGCAGCUGGCCAUCGCAGUGGAGAAGGACUUCAGGCUGGAGGCGACCUCUAUCAGCUGCGAAAUAGGGCACAGCAAUGACACCGACCUGGCGAAGAAGGCGAAGGACGCGCUGGACCAGCGGCAGGACCUGCAUUUCUGGCUCCGAGGCAUCCCGCCAGCGGCCUGGGCAGCCAAGGUCGACCCAGACGAGGACGCGGCGAAGGCGGCGCAGAUCUUCUGCACCAGUGAAGGGGCACAAGUUGCAGCCCAGUCAGGGCACAAGGUGCGAGCAGACUAUGUUUUUACGGACGGCUCAGGUGGUGCAGGGGAAACGGCCAGGGACCCCCGCCUCAGACGUUGCGGCUGGGCAGUGGUGGCAUUCAGGUUCGACGAACAAGGGCGCCCGCAGGAAGUGGCUGCCUGGUACGGCACAAUCAGGGCACCGCACACGGUGCCACGGGCAGAGCUCACCGCCAUGAGCAAAGCCAUCGGGCACACCACGGCGGCGACAGCCAGGGGGCUAAACAUAGUCAGCGAUUGCAAAUACGCCCUGGACGCACUCAAGCAGAUCCAGGACCCUGAGGAUCUGGACUGCAGGAGCACGAACUACGACCUCUGGCUCCAGACGAAGCAGCAGCUACAGAACAGCACGGACACCAUCAUGGGCCACCACAUCCCGAGCCACCUUAUUGAGCGCCCAACCGAGCUGGAGAGGUGGAAUGGUCCCACCUGGUGGGUCAUAGGUAACGAGAUGGCAGAUAAGUGCGCAGGCUGGGGGGCGGAGCACGGAGCACUGGAUCCAGCUAUCAUCGUGCAGCAGCAGAUCAGAGACCAGAUCACCAUGGCGGUGCAGAACAGGCUGCUGGCCAUCAACAUGGCGGUGACGGUGGAGGACCCCAACAAGGCCCCUCAGCGUCCCAAGGCCAAGCGGCGAAAGCCGCAGACGGCGAGGGACAGGGCAGCCCAGCAGGGACACGACUUGCGAAAACUACAUCCGCGAUGGUGGUGUGCAACGUGCCGCAGUGGCCCAGCCAAAGGACAAAGCAUCAGAGACUGGUUGGCAGAGACGGGAAAAUGCCUCGGGAAGUACGGCGGCCACCAGGACCAGCACGGCAACGUCAGGCUCGACUUCAAGGCGGUGCAGAUCGGCACGCAGGUGGUGCACGGCUCCCACAAGACGCAGUACACCCAUGGCUGGUUCUGGUGCGAGAAAUGUGGCGGCACCAGCUACCUUGGGGACCACAAGAGCAGGAUCGUGGCAGGAGUGGCAAGGAAGCUGGCAAGGCCAUGCCAGCCCCCAACAGCAGCAGGGCGGCGAGUCCUGGAGGACAUGCAGAGGGGCAAGCUGCCUAGAGGAGCUAAGCCAGCAGCAGACCCAGCUGAUGAGGGUCUCGACGAGAUCACCAUGCCAGGUGGCUUCAAGCUCGGCCUGAGCAACCACGAGGUGAUCGAUCUGGACGGGGGCAGCUCAGAGGCAGGGGGCCCGCAGCCAGCUCCGCAGCAGCCACCAAGCCAUCCGUACUCUGUCGUCCACGCCAGCUUGAGGCUCGUCGACCACAUGGAGGGCUACGCAGAGCUGUGGAUGAACAUGGUCGACCAAGAGGUCUGGGACGACAUGGGCGACUGGAUGGAGCACUGUGUACCGUACCUCUUGGCCAUCACCAAUGUGGGUGGCAGAACGGACACGCAAGAGCAGACCAGGGCCGUCACCGUGCAGGAGAUCCAGCAGAUAAAGGACUUCUGCGAAGAAGUCUGGCGCAACACGCACCGCACGCGACGGAGGCUCAUGACCAGGAUGCUUACCCUCCCGCAUGGCACAUGGCAGCAGGCAGCUAGAGUGCACAUGGACGCCUUCCACAACAGAAGGAACAACAUCAUAGCGCACAGCAUCCCCAGCAGUGAGCGCAGGCCGCUGCCGAGAACAGCGGAGGCCAGCCGAGAGUGGUCACCAGAGAACCUGGACGAUGAUGACUCGACCCCAGACAGUGAAGCCCCAGAGCUGGAGGGUGAGCCGAGCAGCCAGGAGAUGGAGACCAUGGCGGGACCUGAUCAGAGGCACGACGCCAACAGCCUGAUGCAGACGGCAGUGCAGGUGGCAGUAACGCUGACCAAGCCAGUGGGGCCCGACCUGAUGAAGUUCGUGAGCGAAGCUGACGAGGCCGGCUUGCUCCACCCAAGGCUUCGACACAACAAAGGAGAAGCCGACCAGGACCCCGAGCAGGAGGUGGCGUGGCUCGAGAGGAACAGGCUCGAGCAGCUCAUGCAGUCGCUGGCAGGCUGUUGGAGCCAGAAAGAGGGCGAGCUGGGCUGGCCAUCGUGGCAGGCCGCGUGCGUGCCCCAUGUGAUGAGGGCGCUGCAGACUGGCGUCUAUCAGGGGCUUUUCAGCCACGUGUCAGGGACGAGCCGCCAGCGCAGCCAGCGCCGAGCGGCGGAGGAGAUCUGCCGCCUGGCAUGGCUCAACAGCGGAGAGGAGCGCAGACAGAUCCAGCAGCAGGACCCGAAGGAGGCAGAGCGGCGCAGAGCAACGGCUGAGCAGAUCCUGG
Messenger RNA from Prorocentrum cordatum, 6979 nucleotides. NCBI's taxonomy places the organism in Eukaryota, Dinophyceae, Prorocentrales, Prorocentraceae. The record is from the annotation of a GenBank genome assembly.